AUGUGGAUCGCCAUUCCACCAGGGUUGCCCAUGAUGCUGCGACAUAUUGGGCAAUAUAGUGUGGGUCGUGGCGUCGCUGGUUGUGGCGGCUCUUCUGGGGAGCGAUGCUUGGCACGGGUCUGGGGAAGCAGCCCUGCCUUGAAAAGGGCUCUGGGCCCAAAGUGCUCACAUGAAAAAAGCGGGUCUUGGCCUUCUCUUCAUUCUCCCGCGGCCGUUUGCGUUCUGCGUUUUGGCAUUGCUGGGGGUGAAAGGGGCGAAGGUGCCUUGUUAGCCCGGCCUCUCCUUUGCACGGCGCCGCGCAUCGGUUUCAAGCGAAUCCCCCCGCCCCCCCCUCGGGACCGGGGCUGGUUCGGCCACCGCGCCCGGUUUGCGCGUUUUGGGGCGUUGCCGCCGCUGGUGCGGAGGCGCCUGUCG
Trypanosoma grayi is the source of this 414-nucleotide messenger RNA. RefSeq lists its product as hypothetical. The record is from RefSeq and is a predicted model, not a curated record. Lineage: Eukaryota; Euglenozoa; Kinetoplastea; Trypanosomatida; Trypanosomatidae. The annotation marks the transcript as partial. The transcript has a single exon.